CGAUAUUUUCUCCAUCUCUGUCCCGCUCGCUGUACAUAAGCAGCUCGGCGAAGGUGCCGUAGCUCUUGGUCUUCGGUUCACUUUUACGGUCUACGUCCCACAGACUCAUCUCUUGUUUCACCUUUGAACUAUUUACAAGCGUCUGAAAUGUCUCUCGCGUCAGUACCGAGGCGCGUUGUGAAGAAAGUCCUGGCCGUUGAGACCCCCGAGGGUGAGGGUGCUCUAGUCAGGCGUUCAAUAGGCACCCCAAAGCUCCGGAAUCUCACUCCAUUUCUGAUGCUCGAUCAUUUCAAUGUAGCGCCAGGCGCGGGUUUCCCUGACCAUCCUCAUCGCGGCCAAGCAACGGUGACAUACAUGCUGGAGGGGAGCUUCCAACACGAGGAUUCCGCAGGCCACAAGGGCAAGAUUGUGGCCGGAGGCGUGCAAUGGAUGUGUGCUGGUCGUGGCAUCAUCCAUGCGGAAAUGCCUGUGCAUGGUCCGGGCCAUCCCAACCCUCGCGGCCUUCAGCUUUGGAUUGAUCUUCCGAAGAGAUACAAGAUGGUUGAGCCCACAUACCAGGAACUUGAACCUCAUGAGAUCCCUACUGCGUAUCCCGAGGGUCCGGACGGCCCUGUUAGUAUCAAAGUGAUCAGCGGGAAAAGCCAUGAUGUUGAGUCUCCCGUCCGACCGCUCGGAGGCUGCUGGUACUUCCAUGUCAUUUUCGACAAGAAGGACACAACUAUUUUCCAGGACAUCCCGGCGGGAUGGACGUCAUUCAUCUACAGCUUGAAGGGCUCAUUGAAGGUCGGCUCGGAGCCUAACGUGCACGAGGCUUUCCACACGCUCGUUCUUUCUGGUGAUGCGAACGAAACGGGCGUACAGCUCACUGCGGCAGAGGACAAUACUGAAGCUGUACUGAUCGCUGGAGAGCCCCUGGAUCAGACAGUCGUACAAUACGGCCCAUUCGUCAUGACCAGUCGCGAAGAGAUUCAGGCAACGUUCAUUGACUAUCAACUCGGCCAGAAUGGGUUUGAGAAAGCUCAUACCUGGAAGAGCAAGAUCGGUGGGCGGUAGAUAUCCAUUCGUCCGGCACGGUCGCGAAGCUUAACCAUUCUCUUGUACCAAAGCAUCGAUCUGAGGUCCCAUGAAUGCA
Molecule: messenger RNA, 1132 nt
Organism: Laetiporus sulphureus 93-53
Lineage: Eukaryota; Fungi; Basidiomycota; Agaricomycetes; Polyporales; Laetiporaceae
Exons: 12
Coding region: 148-1053 (301 amino acids)
Source: RefSeq, a predicted model, not a curated record